CGCCCGCCCGCCCGCUGGUUCUCGCUACAAAUCGCUUUGUCCGUGACUCUCGCCCUCUCUACAGUACUCCCUUUCUCUUUGAGGUCGAUAUCAACAAGAGGAAUAUCUCUCUGGUCCUACGCGUCAAGCGCCUGCUCUCGUAUAUAUAGCCGUCUGUCUGAGUCGGACAGCGUAACAAGCCUGCUUGUCUCCGCUAUUUUUGAUUACUCAUUCGCCUUACGCAAACUCGAACAACACAAAAGCAAACAAGCCCUAAACCGGCAAUAUGUUCCGCACUUUCACCACGCUCAUGCUCGCUCUGAGCUCGGUCACCUCGGUAUCGGCAGCAGUCAUGGCUCGCCAGAAUCAGGUCACCCACAAGCUCGUCGUCGGCGCCCCCUUCCAGGUCCUCACCGCCGACUUCGAUGGCAAGAAGUUCUCCAUCACCGGAAACCACACCGCUGUCGGCACCGGCCCCAGCUGGCUGCUCUACAAGGACCCCACCCACCUGUACGCCGUCAACGAGAACGCCAACGACACCAGCCUCUUCAGCCUCAGCGCUGACCUGAACAACCCCACCGUCACGUCCGCUACUAACGGCUCGUCCGGUGUCGUCUUCCUCGAGUUCAACUCGGACAAGACCCGCAUCGUCGGCACCGCCUACGGCGCCGAGACCAUCGACGUCUGGGACGUCACCGCUGACGACGGCAGCCUGAAGCUGCUCAAGACGCUGCCCGUCCCCGGCGUGCCGAGCCCCGGCCAGGCGGCCCACCGCCCGCACCAGGCCAUCCUCGACCCGACGGGCCGUUUCUUCGUCAUCCCGAACCUCGGCGGCGACACGCUGCUCGUGCUCGACAGCAAGGACGACCGGUACGAGAUCACGAGCAACGCGACGCUCCCGGCCGGCUCGGGCCCGCGGCACGGCGGCUUCCUGACGCGCGGCGACACGCACUACUACGCGGUCGCGACCGAGAUCUCGAACGAGCUCUUCCUGUACGAGCUGCAGUACGCCGACGACCGCAUCGAGUUCGCCGAGAUCCAGCGCCAGAGCACGUACGGCACCAACCCGCCGGCCAACGCGACGACGGCGGCGGCGGCGGAGCUCGUGGUGGCGCGCAACCAGCGCGACGUGUACGUGUCGAACCGCAUCAGCGGCAACGAGACGGACAGCAUCGCGCACUUCCGGUUCGGCGCCGCCGGCCAGCUCGACUUCGCCGGGUCCGUGUCGAGCGGCGGCCUGCGCCCCCGCAUGUUCAGCCUGAGCAAGGACGAGAAGCAGACGCUCGCCUUCGUCGCCAACCAGGGCGGCGACGCCGGCCUCGUCGCCUUCCACCGCUGCCCCAGCUCCGGCGCCCUCCACUCGAAGCCCGCCGGGACGCUGGCCAGCUCGGAGCUCAUCCCCUUCUCGCUCGCGACCGAGGAGCUGGUCGGCCCCCAGUUCGUGCUGGAGAUCUAGGUGGCUGUCGAAAGGAGGCUACCUGGCGCGAGAGAGAUGGAGAGGAGAAGUAAACGGGCACGGAUACGACGGAACCUGAUGGAUUGAAGAAGGGAGACGAAUCGCAUUGCAUCGGGUACGGCGUUCUUCUCGCACAUGUGCUUUGUUUUUAUUUUUAUUAUUAAUUUUUACGAUGGACUGAGCCGGGUCGGGCCGGACUUGCGCACCAAGUGGGCGUUCGUUUCGACGCAGACCGUCGGGGUUGCCGCUACGGCGGCAAUUCGAACUUAGUGUACAUAGAUGCAUUUUUCUUUCUUCAAUCUACCUAGACCAUGCAGAGCCCUUAGUGGCACCAGUUCAAUGUUUGAUAUGCAUUCACAUACCUAU
Durotheca rogersii is the source of this 1801-nucleotide messenger RNA. RefSeq names its product putative isomerase YbhE. Bases 266 to 1435 code for a protein of 389 amino acids. Gene Ontology annotation, molecular function: protein binding; 6-phosphogluconolactonase activity. NCBI's taxonomy places the organism in Eukaryota, Fungi, Ascomycota, Sordariomycetes, Xylariales, Xylariaceae. The record is from RefSeq and is a predicted model, not a curated record. The transcript has a single exon.